Messenger RNA from Synchiropus splendidus (mandarinfish), 1623 nucleotides. Its product is annotated as mucin-5AC-like. The record is from RefSeq and is a predicted model, not a curated record. The coding region runs from base 1 to 1623 and encodes 540 amino acids. NCBI's taxonomy places the organism in Eukaryota, Metazoa, Chordata, Actinopteri, Syngnathiformes, Callionymidae. The transcript is spliced from 2 exons.
AUGAUACUGACGACAAUAGUUGCAUCCACAGCACCACCAACAAAUCCCCCCACUUCAACAGCUGCUUUAAUAACAACAUAUACUCCCACGGAAACAGACUCGACAACGUAUUCUCCCACGGAACCAGACUCGAGAUCAACUGUGUCUCCAUCAACUGCAUUUUGGACCGUCACAGAUUUUGCCACGACAACUGCUCCAGCAACAGUCGCUUUUACGACAACAGUCUAUCCAACAUCCACUACAGCUCAAACAACAGUUGAUCUCACAACAACAGAGUUGACCACAACCACCAUUGCUCCAACCGCCGUUGGUUAUACUGUAUCAGACAUGCACACCACAACUAAUGCUGGGACAACAGUUGCUCAAACAACAAAAGACUUGACUACAACAACUGCGGCUUCAGCAACAGUUGCUCGGACAAUAACAGAGAAUUGCCCCAACUGCCCCAAGUCAACCACCACUUUUAAAACACCUGCUUUUACAAUAACAGACCUGCCCCCAACAACUGCUCAAACAACAGUUGAGCAAACAGCAAUAGACUUAACCUCAACCACAAUUUCCCCUACAUUUGCUCUUACAUCAAUGGACUUGCCCACAACAGACUUUGAUCCAAUUACAGUUGAUGUUACAUCAGACUUGCCAACAACAACAGCAGGUCAGACAACAGUUGCUCUUGCAACAACAGACUUGACUAGAGCCAAAAGUGCUUUGACGACAACUGAAACCACUGCAAUGUCGUCUGUAACAAGUACUGUACCAACAAAAAACGUUUCCCCCACCACCACGAUACUGACGACAAUAGUUGCAUCCACAGCACCACCAACAAAUCCCCCCACUUCAACAGCUGCUUUAAUAACUACAUAUACCCCCUCGAAACUAGACUCAACAACAACUGUGUCUCCAUCAACUGCAUUUUGGACCACUGCAGAUUUUGCCACGACAACUGCUCCAGCAACAGUCGCUCUUACAACAACAGUCUUUCCAACAUCCACUACAGCUCAAAUAACAGUUGAUCUCACAACAACAGACUUGACCACAACCACCAUUGCUCCAACAACAGUUAGUUAUACUGUAUCAGACAUGCACACCACAACUACUGCUGGGACUACAGUUGUUCAAACAACAAAAGACAUGACUACAACAACUGCUGCUUCAGCAACAGUUGCUCUGACAACAACAGAGAAUUGCCCCAACUGCCCCGGGUCAACCACCUCUUUUAAAACACCUGCUUUUACAGCAACAGACCUGCCCCCAACAACAACUGCUCAAACGACAGUUGAGCAAACAGCAAUAGACUUAACCUCAACCACAAUUUCCCUUACAUUUGCUCUUACAUCAAUGGACUUGCCCACAACAAACUUUGCUCCAAUAACAGCUGCUGUUACAUCAGACCUGCCAACAACGACAGACCAAAAAACAGUUGCUCUUGCAACAACAGACUUGACUAGAGCUGCUUUAAUACCAACGUAUUCUCCCACGGAACCAGACUCGACAACGUAUUCUCCCAUGGAUCCAGACUCGACAACAUAUUCUCCCACGGAACCAGACUCGAGAACAACUGUCAACAGUCACUCUUACAACAACAGUCUAUCCAACAUCCACUACAGCUCAAACAACAGUUGA